Molecule: messenger RNA, 2017 nt
Organism: Alligator sinensis (Chinese alligator)
Lineage: Eukaryota; Metazoa; Chordata; Crocodylia; Alligatoridae
Gene: CAP2
Product: cyclase associated actin cytoskeleton regulatory protein 2
Exons: 12
Coding region: 6-1442 (478 amino acids)
Biological process (GO): cell morphogenesis; regulation of adenylate cyclase activity; cytoskeleton organization
Cellular component (GO): cytoplasm
Molecular function (GO): actin binding; adenylate cyclase binding
Source: RefSeq, a predicted model, not a curated record
UCAGAAUGGCAGAGACUCAUGUGUUGAUGGAGAGGCUGGAAAAAGCUGUUAUUCGACUGGAAUCACUAUUUUCAGAUUCACACAGGUCUGCAGCAGUGGAGUAUGAAGCUGUCAAUGGAGUCAGUGGAGGUGUAGCACCAUAUGUUGAAGCCUUUGAUAGACUGUUGAAUGGGAGUGUGGCUGAAUUUCUCAGGAAUAGCAGGACUCUAGAAGGUGAUGUGAAGACACAUGCAGAAAUGGUAUGUGCUGCUUUCCAAGCACAGAGAUCCUUCCUGUUGUUAGCAUCUCAGUAUCAAGAGCCUCAAGAGAAUGAGGUGGCAAUGCUUCUCAAACCAAUAUCAGACAAGAUUCAGGAAAUCCAGAACUUCAGAGAGAGUAACCGAGGAAGCAAAAUGUUCAAUCACCUCUCCGCUGUCAGUGAAAGCAUACCGGCCCUUGGCUGGAUAGCAGCGUCUCCUAAACCAGGCCCUUAUGUCAAGGAGAUGAACGAUGCUGCUACCUUUUAUACUAACAGGGUGUUAAAGGACUACAAAAACAGUGAUUCACGUCAUGUUGAUUGGGUGAAGUCAUACUUGAACAUUUGGUCUGAGCUCCAAGCUUACAUUAAAGAGCAUCAUACCACAGGUCUCAGUUGGAGUAAAACCGGACCAGUUGCAUCAACAAUGUCUAUGCGAUCCAUUCUAAUGAGUGGACAGUGCGUCUCACUGCCUCCACCUCCACCACCACCACCAGGACCUCCUCCUCUCUUUGAUACAGAAAGCCCCAAGGAUGAAGCAACUGCAUCUCGCUCAGCCUUAUUUGCCCAGCUUAACCAGGGAGAGGCAAUUACCAGAGGACUCCGACAUGUCUCUGAUGACCAGAAGACUCACAAGAAUCCUAGUCUACGUGCCCAGGGUCCACCAGUGCGUUCUCCUACAAAAAGUCAUAUGCCAAGCCCCACUUCUCCCAAGACUCCUCCUCGGCAAAGCCAUUCACCUGUGUUAGAACUAGAAGGAAAAAAAUGGAGAGUGGAAUACCAAGACGAUAAGAAUGACCUUGUUAUUACUGACACCGAACUCAAGCAAGUGGCAUACAUUUUUAAGUGCAACAAAUCUACACUACAGAUAAAAGGAAAAAUAAAUUCCAUUACAGUUGACAACUGCAAAAAGUUUGGCCUCGUGUUUGACAAUGUCGUGGGCAUUGUGGAAGUGAUCAAUUCCAGAGAUAUUCAGAUUCAGGUGAUGGGAAAAGUGCCAACCAUUUCUAUUAAUAAGACAGAAGGCUGCCACAUAUACCUCAGCGAAGAAUCCUUAGACUGUGAGAUUGUGAGUGCCAAGUCCUCUGAAAUGAACAUCCUCAUCCCCCAAGACAGUGACUAUAAAGAAUUUCCUGUUCCUGAACAGUUCAAGACAGCAUGGGAUGGCUCCAAGUUGGUCACUGAACCUGCAGAGAUUAUGUGUUAACUUCCUAAUGCCAUACAGCACCUGCUGGCCAUGAUCACAGACUAAGGUCAUUUUAGCAGCAUAAAGAACUAGAAGUAGCAGUACAGCAUGCUUGCUGUAGUAGGUCUUCAAGCAGCAGAUCCUAUGUUAAAAACAAUAAACAUGUCCGGCACGCUUUUCAUAGGUAUUCUGAUAUUUUCAGUUUCUACACAGUUUGCCUUUAUUUAUAGUUUUGAUUCGACCUCAUGUCAUGCAAAUGUAAGGGAUUAAAAUACAAAAUACUUAAUUCACAUCAUUGGCUUGUACACUGCACACAAUAAGCCAAAAUUCUGCAUGGUACACUCUGUUAUAAUCAUGUUCCAAUGCAUUCCUUUUUAUGUUUCUGCUAAUCAAAAAUAAUAUUUAAAACAGUAAGAUGUUUAUUUUUACCUUUUAGAUGAUUCAUGUCUGAUGUGAUGAACAUGUAUCCCUAGAAAGUGUGUGAUUCUUGUAGCUCUGUCCUAACCAUCAUGGUUUUUAUUUCAAAACAGCAAAAAGUACAUCUCUCAGCAAUACAUUUUGCUAGUGGAAAAUAAAAGCAGGAUAUUUUAAUCAAA